AUGCUUCGAUUCAUCCGCAAUCCCAUUUACAUUACUAGGCGCGCAUUCCUACGUAACACACAACUACAUCCCAUUUCAUUACCCGUCAAUUACGCCCGCACGUCCACUGCCCGUCUUCGAUCCACCGAUGCACACACACACUCGAAUCCGCAAGAUAAAGGGCCGCAUGAUGAAGCACCAUUCUCUACAGGUCCCACGUGGGAGAAGCCUUAUGGAGAAGGACAUACGGUAAGCAAAGCAAAAGAAGUUUUAACAUCGGAAGACAUCCUGAAGGAUACGGACAAGGCAAAGGAGGCCGGUGAAAAAGUAAAGGAAGAUACACAAGCAGGCGUUGAAUAUGGAAAAGAAGCGAUGGAUAAGUUGAAAAAGAAGACAGAAGAGAAAGGAAAAUCAGCGAUGGAAAUGGGCGAGUCAGCUAAAGAAAAGGGAAAGGAUAUGAUGCACAAGACGAAAGAAAUGGUAGAAGAGGAGGCGCAUAAAGCGAAAGAAGCCGUCAAGCACGCAGUUGAUUCUGGGGAAAAGAUGGCGAAGCAUGUUGGACAUAAAGUCAACGAAUCGGCCGCAGAUGUGGCUGAUAAGAUUUAUUACGCGAAGGAGAGCAUAAAUGAGAAGGCUCGACAUGGUAAAGAGUCUAUGGAGAAUAAAGCCGAGUCGAUAAAAGAAUCAGGAAAGGAGUCUUUACAUUCUGCUAGUUCUGAAUCAUCCGCGAAAGACAAAUCCACCAUCGCCUCAUCUGCCGAACCGGAUCACCUAUUCCCAUCUCCAUCGGAAGCAGCCGCAUCGGCGAUAGAGACCGGGCAGAAUUUAUUGCAUAAUGUGAAGGAAAAGGUCGUUGGCACGUUUUCGAAAAUGAUGCAACCCGAGGCUGCUGAUACGCAGGCUGAAGCUGCAGCGAAAGGGAUGAAAGCACGGGCAGUGAGUAAAAAGGAAACUGAGCAUUCGGACGAAAAGGCGGCGGAUUUGAACGCUAAUAUCGGAAUGCAGGAUCAAGUCGGAAGUCUGAACAGACCGUCGCAUGAAUCGGAAUCGAAUAGAAAUCCUUCGACCUCUUCGGGCUUUACCGCACAGGAUGCUAGGAAGCACGAAGAGGCUGAGAAAAAUCAGGCGCGGGCGAAUAUCACCCCCGAAGACCGUUUGCCUCGUGGGCCGUUGAAGGAAACUAAGGAUGUUCUUGAGUCGAUUUAUCCGCGAAAAUCAGCGUGA
Messenger RNA from Paraglomus occultum, 1203 nucleotides. Lineage: Eukaryota; Fungi; Glomeromycota; Glomeromycetes; Paraglomerales; Paraglomeraceae. The record is from the annotation of a GenBank genome assembly.